Molecule: messenger RNA, 1447 nt
Organism: Rhodofomes roseus
Lineage: Eukaryota; Fungi; Basidiomycota; Agaricomycetes; Polyporales; Fomitopsidaceae
Exons: 7
Coding region: 113-1216 (367 amino acids)
Molecular function (GO): methyltransferase activity
Source: RefSeq, a predicted model, not a curated record
GCUCGGUCGCAGCUCCAUGCUCCGCCGUUCGCAGGAUGAGUAGGAACUAUAUAAUAAUCGCCUCCUCGCCGUCCCCGCCCAGCCCCUCUGCCUCUCUGCCCUCGCCCGCCACAUGCACGCCGUACACGCACCCCCCGCCAUGCCCAACGCGUUCCCCCCGUUCGAGGACGAGAGCGACGCGUCCUCCGUGAUGUCCACUUCGACCCGCUUCCCCAGUGCAGCCACCUCCGCCACCUCUCACGACUUGGAGAUGCGGUCCGCGUCCCCAGCGCCUUCGGUGUAUUCCAUGACGAGCUCUCUCCGCGCCGCAUCAUAUCGUCGUGAGUAUGGAAGGGGCAUCAACAACUACUCGGAGGUAUACCGCUUACCUGCGGACGACGAGGAGUUUGAGCGCCUUGACCAACAACACAUCAUCUUUAUGGAAGUGAUGGGCAAGUAUCCGCCGCCACUGGCGCAAAUCCUCGCCGACGACACGCCCGGUGAGCCCAAGACAUGCGUGGAUCUGGGCUGUGGAAGUGGAAGCUGGAUACUUGAUGUGUCGCGGGACUUCCCGCACUGCAGCACGGUCGCAGUCGACCUCGUUCCCAUGCAGGCACUCAACAUGCCGCCGAACAUGAGGAGCGAGGUCGACGACAUCAACCUGGGCCUCCAACACUUUUUCGGCGAUUUCAACGUCGUCCACGCCCGCCUUGUUUCAUCUGGGAUCCGGGACUACGAGGGGCUGGUCGAUCAGAUGAGCCAGUGCCUGCGCUUGGGUGGUCUCCUCGACCUUACCGAGUUUGAUUUCCGUGUCUACGGAGUCGACAAAAACCCGAUCCUCACGGAGGGGGUUUCGUGGCUCGCACAGUGGAUGAACUUGUGCCACGACGCCGUUCACCGCAACGGCGGGGAACCAGACGCUGCGAACCAUCUCCGUCGAUGGGUAUCGCAAAGCCCCGUGUUCGAGGAGGUUGUAUACCGGGAGUUCUGGUUCCAGACAUCCCCUUGGAGAGCUGGCACCGAUGCCGCAACCAUCCGCCAGAAUCGCAUCUCACAUGUGUUCAGGGACGAUAUAUUGGCAUUUCUACGAUCUGGCAGGCCACUCCUCCUCGGCAGUGGGCUUUCAGAGGAAGUCGUCGACGAAGUCGAGGAGAACGCUCGCGUUGAGCUCUUGGAGGCACGGACUCAGACGUACAUUCGUGUCGAGAACGUCUACGCUCUUCGGAGGCGCGAUUAAUCAAGCUCAAGGCUCGCUGCAUUUUGGACGGUAUUUUACUCGCGAUCGUAAUUGCAAGCAGUUGUACGUUGUGUUCCGUUUAUCAUUAUCACGUCCUCGCUUCGGACAUUAGUUUACGUCGUUCUAGCGUAGUGUACAACAUCCAUCCUCGUCAUAGCUAUCUCAGUACCGUCGCUACGAUCUCUUCCAGUCAUAUGCAAAUGCAGCAUGCUUCCGAUUUAAUCCACAUAA